This is a messenger RNA of Adineta steineri, 765 nucleotides long. The record is from the annotation of a GenBank genome assembly. Lineage: Eukaryota; Metazoa; Rotifera; Eurotatoria; Adinetida; Adinetidae.
AUGCCUGAAGAAAUAAUUGAUUUAAAUAGUAUAGUUUCUGGUCGUCAACCAAUUAACUCGUCAGAAACACCGAAAGAAGUAACAUUCGAUCGAGUUCAUUCAAUAUUAUAUGGAAAUUCAUCGACAAAAUUAAUCUAUGAUAAUGCUCAAAAAUAUUUUACUAAAAAAUUUGACCAAACAUAUCCGCACACUUCUCUUCAAAGAGAUCUUUUUAUUUCAAUUAUUCAAAAGGUUCACCCAUCAUUAAAAGUUCAAUUUGUAGUUGAAAUUGGAUCAUUUACAGGAAAUUCCGCUUCAAUUAUGGGAAAAGUUUUAAAAGAAUCAUACCCAGGAUCAUUUCUUUUAUGUAUUGAUACUUGGCUUGGAGAUUUGGCUAUGUGGAUAAAUAAAGCUGUUUGGGAACAUUUAUCAGUAAGUGAAGAUGGUCGUCCAACUGUUUAUUAUCAAUUUCUUACAAAUAUUAUAAAACAAAAUUUAACUACAAUGGUUCUACCAGCAUCGAUGACAUCAAUAAUUGGUGCACGUUUUCUUCAAACAUAUCGAUUUUAUCCACAAGUUAUUUAUCUUGAUUCAGCACAUGAACAAGGUGAGACAUUAAUCGAAUUAUCAUUAUAUUGGAAUUUGUUACGACCUGGUGGAAUUCUUUUUGGUGAUGAUUGGGGGUGGAGUUCGGUUCGAUGUGAUUUAAAAAAAUUUAGUUAUAUGAAAAAUUUAACUAUAGAACAGGCUGGCAAUACCUGGAUUCUUAAAAAGCCAGUAAAUUAA